Molecule: messenger RNA, 333 nt
Organism: Thyridium curvatum
Lineage: Eukaryota; Fungi; Ascomycota; Sordariomycetes; Thyridiales; Thyridiaceae
Exons: 1
Coding region: 1-333 (110 amino acids)
Biological process (GO): translational termination
Cellular component (GO): mitochondrion
Molecular function (GO): translation release factor activity
Source: RefSeq, a predicted model, not a curated record
AUGCCUGCUGUUCAGAACAAGACCAAUUCCGCCGUGCAACUAACGCACAUCCCGACCGGCAUCGUGGUCAAGUCGCAAGCAACCCGAUCGCGAUCACAAAAUCGCAAGAUAGCGCGCGACUUACUAGCCGCCAAACUUGAUGAGAUGGAGAAUGGCGAGCACAGCCGUACCGCGAUUGUAGCAGAUUCAAAGAGCAAGAAGAAGGCAAGCGCUGCCAAGAAGAGUCGGAGGAAGUACCGCCAGCUCAAGGAUGGCCAAGACGCGGAGCAGCAGCCCCAGGCACAACUAUCACCAAAUGACCAAAUGAGGUCUAAAGAGGAUUCCGUGCCCUAA